Molecule: messenger RNA, 1549 nt
Organism: Ostrea edulis (European flat oyster)
Lineage: Eukaryota; Metazoa; Mollusca; Bivalvia; Ostreida; Ostreidae
Product: ubiquitin-conjugating enzyme E2 N
Exons: 5
Coding region: 103-564 (153 amino acids)
Source: RefSeq, a predicted model, not a curated record
CGAAAAUGCGACUUGUUCCUAGCUUUACAUGAGCGGCGUUCGCCAUUUUGCGAGUUAGUUUGGAAGAAAAGAAGAAGACGUUGAUUGAACACCCGCUGUAAAAUGGCUGGGUUACCAAGAAGAAUUAUCAAGGAGACACAACGACUUUUGCAAGAACCUGUACCCGGUAUUCAGGCCCUGCCAGAUGAAAGUAAUGCCCGAUAUUUCCACGUAAUAGUUGCUGGACCUGCGGAGUCUCCAUAUGAAGGUGGCACGUUUAAAUUAGAACUGUUUUUACCAGAAGAAUAUCCGAUGUCUGCCCCUAAAGUCCGCUUUAUGACAAAGAUUUAUCAUCCUAAUAUUGAUAAAUUGGGUAGAAUAUGUUUAGAUAUUUUAAAAGAUAAAUGGAGUCCAGCACUUCAAAUUAGGACAGUUCUCCUCUCUAUUCAGGCUUUACUUAGUGCUCCUAAUCCGGAUGACCCUCUCGCUAACGACGUGGCAGAGCAGUGGAAGGUUAACGAGUCCCAAGCAAUACAUACAGCAAAAGCGUGGACGAAAACAUAUGCUACGGGUAGUCGGGAAUGACACGUCUAUAUAGGAAGUGAAAUAUGUGUUACAUCAUGAACAAGACUUAGUAAAGAUCACGAACAGAGAUGGUAUGUCCGUAAUCUCUGCCGGGUUUUCAUGGGUCAUGCAACAGCUUUACAUUAUAAAUGCUGUUUAAAAGUGAUUUUUUUUUCCUUCUCUGCAUUAAGUAUACAAGUGUAGUAUGAAUGUUAAUUUCACUUCAUAGUUCACAUAUCUGUUCUCAGUAUUAUACUUUUGUUGGAUGACUAAAUUUGGAUAGAGCUAUAACCAUCAUAUUUUUUUUGUUUUCCAUCAAUUUUCAGAAACUAGAAUUAUAAAGUGUUUUCAGAUACCUGUGUCAAAUGAUGAUUUUUUUUUUUGCUGGAAUGAUGAUGAAAUUUGCCUUUUGUGUUACAUUACGAUCGGUUUUGUAUUUUUAUGUUUGUUGUGGAGUAAACUGAUAAAAGUGAAACAAGAAGUCAGUACUCUAUAUUGUGAAGUUUUUGUAUUGUAUAGAUGCGCCAAUAAGACCUAAAUUUUAUAGUAUAUAAUAUAAUGUGAACAGUUGUCCAUUCACUUUAUUUUUGAUAUUGUAAUUCAAAGAGGUAUACAAACUCUGCUAGAUUUUCUGUCUGACAAACUCAACAAGUUUUAAACAAUACAAAUAUCACAUUUGUUCCAGUGAUUUGGAUGUAAAAUAUUUCAAUCAAACUGUCUAACGUACAAGUGUGCAUGUUUUAAACAUGGAAACCUGAAGUACCAGUUAUGUCAUGUCUUGUCAGUUCCGUCUCUGAGUCGUUACAAGAUGAGAACUCCGAUAAAAUGAAGAAGUAUUUAACACACCCUGCUGUUUGCAGAUCUCUUGAGAGAAUUUGUUGGGUUUUUCUUCUUUUCUGAUCUGUUUUGGUGCAGUUAAAUGAUGAGAGUGACUGAGGUUUGUAAUUUAUUAAACAUUAUUGACAUUUGUAAAUCAAUACAAUUUUAAUAAACUCUCAUUGCUAGU